Molecule: messenger RNA, 879 nt
Organism: Drosophila persimilis
Lineage: Eukaryota; Metazoa; Arthropoda; Insecta; Diptera; Drosophilidae
Gene: Cpr64Ac
Product: larval cuticle protein A2B
Exons: 2
Coding region: 1-576 (191 amino acids)
Cellular component (GO): extracellular matrix
Source: RefSeq, a predicted model, not a curated record
AUGUUCGCCCAGACCUUGCUCGUUCUCGGCCUCGCCCUGUCCGUCGCAGUGGCCAUUCCCAUCGAUCCCUAUGGCUCCUCCAUCUCGUAUGCAGCUCCGGCCGUAUCGUAUGCAGCUCCGGCCGUGUCGUAUGCAGCUCCUGCCAUCUCGUAUGCCGCUCCCAAGCUGCUGGCCGCCCCGGCCAUCUCCUAUGCGGCUCCAGCCAUCUCGUAUGCAGCUCCCAAGCUGCUGGCUGCCCCCGUGGCCGUGGCCAAGGUGGCUGUGGCGGAGCCCUACGAUCCCAAUCCACAGUACAGCUUCUCGUACGGCGUGACCGAUCACAAAACCGGCGACUCCAAGCAGCAGGAGGAGACGCUCGUUAACGGAGUGGUCCAUGGCAGCUACUCCCUGGCCGAGCCCGACGGCACCAUCCGCAAGGUCACCUACACCGCCGACAAGGUCAACGGCUUCAAUGCGGUCGUCGAGAAGAAGGGCGUGGCGAUCGCCAAGCCCGUCCUGGCCGUAGCCGCCGUGCCGGCCGUCACCAAGAUUGGAUACGCCUCCGGUCCCGGCCUCAGCCUGGGCGGACACUACUAGGCGGAGGAGCCCCACGAGGAGCAUGACGAACUCUCUGCCACCCUCUGGCCCAGGACCGUUGUUAAGUAGUUCUAAUACACCGAUUAACACCACUCUCCACUACCCUACUCUGCCACCGCUGAAACCCAUGAACGUGCCUGCUGUUGUCCAGCUCAUCUGUUGACCCUCUUCCCGAUCCCGAGCCUGAUCACUCUACUGAUCACUCGACACCACAGACUACACACAUGUAUAUAGGGGAUACCCUUUUCUGGGGAUCUGGGGAACGGCCAUGGGCCAACCACUUAGUGAAUUAGUUUCUGCAUU